Molecule: messenger RNA, 519 nt
Organism: Caenorhabditis bovis
Lineage: Eukaryota; Metazoa; Nematoda; Chromadorea; Rhabditida; Rhabditidae
Source: the annotation of a GenBank genome assembly
AUGGCGGAUGAUUGGGGGUGCAAUGUAGAGCUGUUCGGUGAAUCAAAAAAUGGCGAAAGCUCGACUAAAUCGCUAACGGAGUUAGUGGAUCUCCUUUCUAAAAAGAACAUGAACGGACAAAAGAAAACGGAAAGUGUGAACGUUGUUUCUUUUCAUCCCAAUGGAGCUACAAAUAAGAUAUCAAUGAUCCGUGCUCCAAAGAUUCUAAAGAAAAAGAAAACUAACAACAUCAACAACAAUAAUAACAAGAUCUUAAACGAGACUAACGUGAAGAGAGUGACAUUCGAGAUCGAACAGUUAUUAUCCCGCGAAGCUGGCAAGGAUGAUCGAGAUAAAGCUAGAGAACGAAUCCUGACAUCUCUUGGUGCUGCUGCUCCAAAGCGCGAUUAUGUCAAUUAUAAGACAUUGAAAACAGAACUCGCAGCAAAAAAAGCUCGCGAAAAACUCGAAGCAGAGAUGCACAGUGCGAAUAGUCUUUCGAUGACGACGAUAAAGAAGAAGAAAAACAAGAAAAAGUAA